Molecule: messenger RNA, 993 nt
Organism: Hemibagrus wyckioides
Lineage: Eukaryota; Metazoa; Chordata; Actinopteri; Siluriformes; Bagridae
Product: cytohesin-interacting protein
Exons: 8
Coding region: 8-709 (233 amino acids)
Molecular function (GO): protein binding
Source: RefSeq, a predicted model, not a curated record
CAGUCAUAUGACUUCUGCUCCUCCACUAUCAAAGCAGCUACACGGCAGACUGAAAGACAGAAGCAGAGAGAGAGAGAGAGAGAGAGAGAGAGACAGAGCGAGGAUGACAACGAGCUCAGUGAUGUUCAUCAAAAAACUGCUGAUAAGAAGUGGUCGAGCGACGUGUGUGUCCAGGGACCGAGGAGAACGAGGACAUACGGCCAAGAUGGCUGAAAUAAAACACACAGAGUCACACGACUCCGAGAGGCGAACCGUGUCCAUCUCCAAGAAGGAAGACGAGGCGUUCGGAUUCAACAUGAGGACCUAUGAGAGCAGCACUACAGACUCUGAGAUGUUGACGUGUGUGUGUUUAGUGAAGGAGAGCAGUCCUGCACAGAGCGCUGGAUUACAGACAGGUGAUGUCAUCCUCAGUGUCAACAGCAUUUGUGUAGAAGGUUUCGAACAUCAGCAGAUUGUUGACCUCAUUCUGAAGAACUCCAGUUCCCUGAAGAUGGAGAUUGUGAGGGGGACCUCAGUGAAACGAAAGGAACUACAAAAGAAAUUGGACCAACUACAGUGGCAGCUCAGAGACAAGAGGGCGGAGCUGCAGAUGCUUAUCACGCAGGAAGAGCGUCUAAGAGGAGGUGAGCUACACGGCACACAGCCUCGGUCCUGCCUCGCCUCGGAGGAACCCUCGCUUCUCUCUUCAGUUCUUCUUCUCCAAACCUAGAACUCUAAGCGGAUGUCGUCACGGCUGAGCUAGUGUCCGAGCCGAUGCUAUAGAAAACACCUUCUGACCAAUCAAAAUCGAGCGUUGAUCAGGGUGUGGUUUAAUAAGACAUGACGUUAUAAAGCAGAAUUUUGUCAGAUCUCAGAAAUCCUGUAAAGCUAUGGCUUUAUAUAUUUGAGGUAUUUAUUUAACUUAUUGAUCUAUUUUCUUGUUUAAACUCUAUUUUUGUGUGUAACUGUAUAGAUUUCUAUGUAUUUGUAUUUAUAUAUUAAUUUAUGCGUAAG